Rhipicephalus microplus (southern cattle tick) is the source of this 2222-nucleotide messenger RNA. RefSeq names its product zinc finger protein 511 lethal (2) k10201. Lineage: Eukaryota; Metazoa; Arthropoda; Arachnida; Ixodida; Ixodidae. The record is from RefSeq and is a predicted model, not a curated record.
CGCGAGCCAAACCCACGCAAAUAUGGACAGCACUCAGCCCCUUUUUGGCAGCCAAGUGCGCCUCUUACUCGCCGAAUCCGUGGGUAAUAAAGUGGCAGUCCUUGACGCGGACUGCGAUCCUGACGCGCUUGACCGCCGCCGUCGCGGUACGCUGAUGUGUGCGUGCCCGCGGGAAUUCUACAGCGUGCUCGAGUUCGAGAGUCACUACGCCAGCCACCACCGACUCACGUGCGCGCAGUGCCACGCCGCCAUGCCGACAGAGCGCUUGCUUGAACUACACAUCGCCGAAUCUCAUGACCCCAUCUUCGCGGCACGUCCCGUAUAUGAAUGUGUCGUCGAGGGCUGCCCGGAGCACUUUGCAAGUUGGGCUGACCGCAAAAGCCAUGCAGUGGGUGCGCACAGGUACCCAGCUGGCUUCUCAUACUUUCCACGUGCACUGUUGCCUAACAAGCAUCAAGUCAAGACAACCAAACACAGUGGCGUGCCGAGGCGAGUUUGCUUUGGCCGCGGUUCCCCAGUUGCGUGGCACCGGCAGAGACCACCUUCCACUUCGCGAGUUGCACAAGACAUAGACAUGAAAGACAUAGCUGAUGCGUUGGACACUUAGUUCCUGCAUACUAGCUCUUUUGUCAGUGUGCGAAACAGCUUACAGUGCGCAUUCUACAUACGAGAAGGGCACGAAAUGUCUUGAUGGUGCUCCUUGUGUAGUUUGGCAAAAACUCCUCAAGUGCGAUGUUUGCCACUGCUCCUUGUUUGUUUCAUGAAAUUAAAAUUCCUCGGAGUGUAAAUCAGCAUUAUGCGAGGUAGUCAGCAUGAAGCUAUGGAACAUUGUGGGUCAUAUUCAGAUUUCUGACGCAGGACUGGAAGAUGAAACACAGAAACUACUUAGCAAUAAAAGGUUUAAUACAGAAGGCAAAGUUAUUCGCACCAUCUGAGCCCCGUAGUUUGUGUGUGGUGUUCUUGUUUCGAACUUUUUCAUGAAUCGUAAGGAAUAGAAAGAAAAGUAUUCAGCCAACUCUGCUAAAUCGACCAGCAUUGAAAUAUUUUUCUUUAUUUUAUACUGAUAGUGAAGAACAAGGCGCAAGUUGUAAGUUUUGAAAACCGUUAGGAUAUCAGCAGCUUGAAAGAGUUGCGCGGAAGGAAGAUCUCUGGCUAAGUUUUACACAAUGGGUAAAACCUUUUUCUGUAGAACAUGGAGCUCUUUUAAGGCUUCAUGCACGCCAGUGUCCCAUACAAGUUUACAAUAAUUCACUUGUGGCAUAAACAACGAUUUGAAGAGCUACCACUUGAUAUCAGUUGGAAGAAAAUAAUUAUUGUGCUAUAAAAGACCAACAAAAUGCGAGACAGCUAAACACACGAGAUUAAUAUGCACAUUCCAUAGGAGCUUUUCUGUGAACCAAACACCAAGAGUUUUAAAUGCUGGUAUAAUUUCUAUGUUUUUGGAGCCAUGAGUCAAAGACCCACAAGAGGAUAGAGUUCUUCCCCUAGGGCAGAAAUUGACCACUUCUGUCUUGGCAAUAUUAAUUUUUAGUGUAUUUAACUUUGACCAGCCUUUUAGGGCAACUAGCAUUUCAUUAGACCUUCUAAUCGAUUCGUCACGAUUUUUACCGCUGAAAAAAUGCUGGCGUCAUCGGCAUAUAUAACGUAGAAUGAGUUAUCUUGAAUAUUAACAAUGUAAAUAAUGUAUAGAUUAAACAAGAACUGCCUCAAUAUACUUCCCUGCAAUAGACCUAAGUUAAAACCUAGCAUUUAUGACAAGUGCCCGUUAACGCUAACGUACUGACGUAGAUGGGACAAAUAAGAGUUCACGAGUUGAGUGGCACAUCCUCGAAUCCCAUAGCUUUCUAGCUUAGCAAGCAGUAUUUUAUGAUUCAAGCUGUCGAAGGCUUUCUUAAAGUCCAUAAAGAGAGCUCAUACUAGGCGUCUUUUUUCAACGUUUCAUAGAAUGAAUUCUUUCUGUGCCAACAGCGCAGUCUCAGACAGGUUUUUUUCUUACAUAUAUAGAUAUAUAUAUGUGUGUGUAUAUAUGUGUUUAUUUAUUAUAUUUGUAAAUCUGUAUUUAAUUUAUUCCCUGUGCUCACUAAAUAUUUUUGUACAAUUUUUUUCGGAAGCCCUCCCACAGUUUUUUUCUUUUGGACCUCCGGAAAAUGUAGCAUCUUUAUGUAUAUAUUUAUUGUGUUCCGAGAUUCUUUUUUAAUAAACUUGAAAAACUUGAAGUGUCA